AUGCGUGCCUUGCUUGGAACCAACAUCCCGGCACUGCGGACACUGCUCGGCCUCUGCACGGAAGAGCUCCUCCUGAUCGGAGGAGUCGACUUGGAGGCGGUUUGCCGCUCCGUGGAAGCUUUUCCACGAGACUGGUCCGAGUUCUCCUCCGAAGAUGGCCCAGCAGCGGUUGCGCUGCCCCCCAAGAAUGGCUUGCCUUUCGAGGAGGAGGCGCUCGCCGCAGCUUUUCAGGAGAUCAGGAGCGAUCCUUCCGCAAGCUAUGUCGGCCUGGAGGAUGUGCCGCUUGCCAAACCUUUCGAUCCGCACAUCGUGCUCUUCCGUGACAGGGCGUGGGCCAAGCUCGCCACAUGGAUACAGGAGAUGAUUCGGCUUGCAGGGUCCCUGCUCGCGGCACAGGGAGGUACAAGCCAGGCCCCACAAGCCCGGCGUGCAGCCACGGCCCUGGCCGCUGCGCGCUGCGUCAUAGGCUUGGCGCAGGUUCCACUCCGGCUGGUGCCUCCACGAAGGACUACCGACAUCUUCGAGCGUUGUGACUGA
Symbiodinium sp. CCMP2456 is the source of this 537-nucleotide messenger RNA. NCBI's taxonomy places the organism in Eukaryota, Dinophyceae, Suessiales, Symbiodiniaceae. The record is from the annotation of a GenBank genome assembly.